Saxophila tyrrhenica is the source of this 840-nucleotide messenger RNA. It is a transcript of the gene HNT3, whose product is annotated as aprataxin-like protein. Gene Ontology annotation, molecular function: single-strand break-containing DNA binding; DNA 5'-adenosine monophosphate hydrolase activity; single-stranded DNA binding. The record is from RefSeq and is a predicted model, not a curated record. Gene Ontology annotation, biological process: single strand break repair. NCBI's taxonomy places the organism in Eukaryota, Fungi, Ascomycota, Dothideomycetes, Mycosphaerellales, Extremaceae. Gene Ontology annotation, cellular component: nucleus. The transcript has 2 exons. Bases 1 to 840 code for a protein of 279 amino acids.
AUGGCUACAAGAGCGUCCGCCGAUGAUGUCGAGGACAAAGGCCCAGCAGUCGCGGAUCCGGAGAUGGAGGCCUCAGAACAUCAUACACAAAGGCACAAUGCAUUCGCAGAGCUCAUGAAACCGAAGCCCAAACCGCAACACUCGAAACCACAGAAGAAGAUGGAUAGCCGAUCGGCUGCGACGACUACCUUUGGACGAGACGGCCUGGGCGUAUACAUUGCGGAGCCUGAGUCCUUCCCUGAGAGCCGGGUGCUCUACUACGACGACAAGUUUGUGGUGAUCAACGACCUCUAUCCUAAAGCGAGCGUCCACCUACUCAUACUACCGCGCGAUGGCGAGAAGAACGUACAACGUGGGCAGGAGGUGUUCCAUGAUGCACAGUUCCUAGCAGAGUGUCGAGCGAUAGAGGCAAAGGUACGGAAGAUGGUCGCAGGCGAGCUGAGGAGGAGGUUUGGCAAAUACUCCGCCCUCGAGACAGCGCGUCGCGAAGCGCAAGAGGCGGACGAGAUACCAGACGUCCUGCCGCCGGGUCGAGACUGGGAGAGCGAGGUCAUGUCAGGCACGCAUGCGAACCCGUCCAUGAACCACCUCCACAUACACGUCCUGAGCAAGGACCUGCACAGCGAGUGCCUUAAGAAGACGAAUCACUACCAAUCAUUCACGACGGACUUUUUCAUUCGAAUGGACGAGUACCCGUUGGCGGAGGACGAUUCGAGGAGGCAUUAUAGGUGGUUUCCGCGGGAUAUGGUAUGCUGGAGGUGUGGGCGGAACUUUGGGAAUAAGAUGACGAGGCUGAAGGAGCAUCUGGACCAGGAGUUUGAGGAAUGGAGGAAGAUAUGA